GCAGUCUCCUUGGUUACAUUUUGUACACGGAGUGUUGUGUGUUCUUUUCAAUGGCGGCAGAAAGCAAAAUAAAAAGCAGAAUGUUUCCUGUGGCUGAGCUACCUGCAUCAAUCAGGACGCACCAAAUCACGGCUUGAAGAGGUGGCGUGCUAUUCAGAGCCGUUCAGUUGUUUUUAACCACCUGUCACACUUCCUUCGGAGGCAGAGGUUAGUGAGAGAUGAGUGGGAGAGAUCUGCGUGCAUUUCUAGCGGGUCAUCGGGCUGAGGACACAGAGAAGCUGACCCAGAGACUGAAGAAUGGCCUGGGCCUCGCCAAAUACAAACCCGUUCAGUACGAGGAGCUUCAGGCCAUGGUGGAGGCCAAGAGACUCUCAUCUGAGCACAUUGAGUACAAGGUGAAGAAGACUCUGCGUGCAGCUCAGGAGAGGAAAGAGAGCAGCUUGCUGCGACAGCACAGGCAGGUGUGGACCUCAGAGGCCCAUAGACUUGACAUAGCCAGAGAGAGAGCAGAGGCUGAUAUCAGGAGCUUUCUGAACAGAAACAGCUUGGAGGUCCAGGAGGAUGGAGACGUUCUGAGUGAGCUACUGGAGUAUGAGUUGCAUUUGGAGCAGGAGCGUAAGGCCUUUCGAUUGGCCACAGUAGAUCCAGUGUGCCAACUAAGAGAGGACCUUCUCUACAGAAUGACAUCAGGACCCCCAGCAGCCAAUCAGAAUUCAGAGUGGGAGCAAGUCCUUCAGCAGGUGGUAUUUGUGAAGGAACAGCAGCAGGCUCUGAUGGGCAAGCUGGAAGAGGAGGGUUUUUCACUCCAACAGGAGCUUUCUGCUUCUGGACUGGAGGCCAGUCUGGACACUGCAGCAGUGGAUGAGUGUGUAGCCGCUCUGGUGAGGGUGCCGCAAGAGGUCCUGACCGCAGACUGCCCUUACACUGACCUCAAACUGUCCCUCAUCACUGCCUUUCACUCCCUAUCAGACAAAUACACACAACGCCUGGAGACAGUGCACAACAGACUGCUGGGCAUGGACAGGAACUGUGGCUGGUGUGAAGAGGACCACCUGCGUUUCCUGCACACUGUGUGCCAGUAUUGUCCACAGCUGAGGAACCACAGAGGCCUUUGUAUGGACAUGCUCCACAGAGUUUUACCCCACAUCCCCACGGCAGAGCUGAGUGCUCACAGGCGGAGCUGGGACUGGUACAGGUUCAGUGAAGCACGUGAGAGGCUGCUGUUGGAGUGCUGGAGCAAGGACUGGACUGCGCUGCUGCUCCGUGCUCUGGAGGUGCUGGAGGAGGCCAGAGACAAGCAUAGAGAACAGCAGAACCUGCAGAAGCAUCGCACACACCAGCAACACAUUUGUGCUCAGCUUAGACAGAAGGUGCAGCAGUGGCGUGAGCAGCAGGAGGAAAUUGCUCAUCUGGAGGCAGCUAUAGCAGCACGGUGGGAGGAGGAGGAGAAGGAGAGACAGAGAGAGGAGCAGGAGAGAGAGGACACCAAGAGGAGCAAACAGAAACAACAGGUGCGUGAGUUUCGUGAGGAGCAGCAGAGGAGGACAGUGGAGUGGAGGAGGAGGGAGGAGGAGAGACUGACACAGCUCAGGGGAGAGAUGGAGGAACAAGCUCGGAGAGAUAAAGAGAGAGUGUGGUUCAGGGAGAGGCUGCUGGAGCAGAAAAAACAGGAGCAGGAAGAUAAAGACAGACUAAAACAGAGAGAGGAAGAGGACAGAGAGGAGAGACUGAAGAACCUACGCAAUCAGGUUGCUGUGGUGGCAGAAGCAGACCCAGAGAGGAUGAUGGGACAAACCGAAGCGUGGAGAAUCCAUCUUCAGCCUGAGAAAGAAGAGUUUACACUGCAGAAACCCCUGUAUCACUUACACACAUAUACAGAUACACAGAUUGUGGCUGACCCCAGGGUGCGUAUAGAGCAGGCGCUCAGGACGGCCGGCCUCCACCACACGCCCUACGCCAGAGCGCUCCUCUCUGAGAUCCGGCCACCAAAGCCUCCCCGAAGGGACACAGAGUCCACCGUCCUCAGGUCCUAACUGCACAGUUAACGUUAAUGCAAGCCAAGGCCUUGAGACAGAUUUGUUAAUGUUUCACAUCCAGCCCAGGCACAGAACCAAAAACAGCAAAAUAAACCAGGAUGCCCCAGACGUUUGCCCUCAAACGAGUACAGGGAGACAGCCAGAAAGAGAAAAGAUCAUUUUCCCCUAAAAUGUACUGCUGUAUAUUGCUCUAAAAAAUUAAAUAUUCAUUUUAAAUGUGAA
Messenger RNA from Colossoma macropomum (tambaqui), 2258 nucleotides. Its product is annotated as coiled-coil domain-containing protein 148-like. The record is from RefSeq and is a predicted model, not a curated record. Lineage: Eukaryota; Metazoa; Chordata; Actinopteri; Characiformes; Serrasalmidae. The transcript is spliced from 16 exons. The coding region runs from base 219 to 2033 and encodes 604 amino acids.